AUGUACGACGAUGUAGAGACGCGUCGGCGCGAGGAGGCUCACCAGCACGCUGCGGCGUCUUUGAUUCAGCGGCGAUGGCGCGAGCACACGGAGCGGCGCGGCUUGGAGCAGGACGCCGCGCUCCGUGGCACGUGCGGCAAUAACGUGCUGCUGGUCGCCUCUAAUAUGUUCGGCGACGCGGUAGUGAGCAGAGGAGGCGAGACUGAUGAUGCCAUCCCGCCGCUGAACAGCGAUGGCUUUGAUGAUCUUGCGCAAACAGUACAUACGCCAGAGGAGAAGCGCCGAGCGUGUGUGGAGGAGUACCGCGCUCUCCUUUCGAAGCGCAAGGCGUUGCUCGAGAACAACCUGGCCUACCAACAACUGCUGUCCCGUCACUACGCGGACCAGCGACGCCGCAACGGCGAGGACGAUGUGGCACAGCUCACAACACCAGAUGCGGAGGCAGCGUACUGGGCCCUCGUGCGCCAGGUAGCAGAGGAGCGACAGCGUGUGGCGGCACGGAGCGCCGCUCUGAAGAAGGACCUCGAGCUGCAGCGGCAGCGCUACGAGCCUAUCAUGGAGGAGGCCACCAUACAGGAGCGGAACUUCCAGCAGUACAUCCAGGAGCUAGCGGCGAGCGUGCGCUUCAUGCGGUCAAACAGACCAAUCCCAAGCGAGGCGAUCGAAAAGUACGUUGAGCUGGAGGCGGCGCAGCGCGGCGCCAUCCAAGCCUCUCGCGUGCGCUACCUCCAGCUCAGAAAUCGCCUACUGCGGCUGCGGCGGGCGGCCAAAGGAGGCGCAGCACUGUCCUCAUCCGCGUCCGCCGCAACGGCGGCCGUCACCGGGCAGGAUGGUGAGGAGUCUAACGCCGCCAACCACCACAUGUUCCUCAUCGACUUUGAGCAGCUCAAGGUGGAGAACACGAGCCUCAACGAGAAGAUCGAGGAGCGAUCCGAGGAGGUGCUGAAGCUGCGCAACAAGGUCACGAAUACCAUCCACAUUGCCACGCAUGUGCGUGAGAAGUUGGACUGCGUGCGGGCAGAGAACGCCGAGCUGCGUCAACAUGUCGCGAGCACGGACGAGGAGCUUGGUGGCGCGCGUGAUCAGCUGGCGAAGUCAAAGCGGCGCCGCGAUGCGCACCUGCGCGCCAAUACACGGAUGAAGGAGCGCAUGCCGCUGGUCGGCUCGCGCGAUCUACUGAUGGACUACGAGAAGCGCAAGGCUGUCAUCUACAACUACCGCACCCGCUUGGUGCAGCUGACGGACCGCCAUAAGGAGUUGACGGACAGCAUCAAGAAGGAGGAGUCCACCAUCGUCUCUCUCAAGCAUGAGCUCAGUCACUACCCACGGUGA
Leishmania mexicana MHOM/GT/2001/U1103 is the source of this 1332-nucleotide messenger RNA. RefSeq lists its product as hypothetical. NCBI's taxonomy places the organism in Eukaryota, Euglenozoa, Kinetoplastea, Trypanosomatida, Trypanosomatidae. Bases 1 to 1332 code for a protein of 443 amino acids. Gene Ontology annotation, molecular function: protein binding. The record is from RefSeq and is a predicted model, not a curated record. The transcript has a single exon. Gene Ontology annotation, cellular component: ciliary basal body; axoneme. Gene Ontology annotation, biological process: cilium assembly.